AUGUCUACUGAACAUUCUUUACCUAUUCCAGGGGCAGAGAGGAGGAAUAAGCAAGACUCGGAUCCAAACUCAUUAGCUCCUUCAAGUGAAAGUGGAUCUAAAAAACAUCUUCUUCAUUCCAUGUCGCCAUUGUCUUUAUCGUUACCUGAAAACGGCGAUACUACAACCAUUUCUGAACUAUUGGACAAAAACCCUCCACCUGCCACUGAAAAGGCAAUUGCUUCACUAGCGCCAAUGUUGGAAAGUUUUGCUCCUAAAACCAGUGCUGAAGAUUCGGCAUCUAGAUUAGGAUCGAUUUCGUCAUCACCUGGUGUGCCUGCAACAACUUCAGAAUCAGUAGUAGAAGAAGUACAGCCAUUGACGGCAGAGAAUUUAGGUGCUGGAAAAUCAUAUUCGAAUCUGGUUUCUACAUUUGCAUCUGCCGAAGGGCAGCGAUUAAACAAGACAAUUUCCAAUUCAUCAAAUACUUCAAGAAAAUCAUUCUCGCAAACAACAAAUAGAGACCCUGAUCAUGUUGCCAAAUUACCCAAAAUUGGUAAAAUUGGAGUUUGUGCCAUGGACGCGAAAGCCUUGUCAAAACCAUGUAGGAAAAUUUUGAAUCGAUUAAUUGAAAAUGGUGAAUUUGAAACUGUUAUAUUUGGAGAUAAGGUAAUUCUUGAUGAAACAAUUGAGAACUGGCCGACAUGUGAUUUUUUGAUCAGUUUUUUUUCAACUGGGUUCCCCCUUGAUAAAGCAAUUGCGUAUGUCAAUUAUAGAAAACCAUACAUUAUUAAUGACCUUGUACUUCAAAAGGCGUUAUGGGACAGACGUGUUGUAUUGGCGAUUUUAAACCAUGCUAACGUACCUUCACCUGAAAGAUUGGAGAUCAGUAGAGAUGGAGGGCCAUAUUUGGAGCUUCAAUUACUUGAAAGAUUAAAAGAAAUUGGCUUUUCCGAUGAAAAAGUGCAUGCUUUAACGCAUCAGGAGGAACCUGAUUGGGAAAUGGUUGAUGAUGAUACGUUGAGGGUCGGUGACAAGUAUCUCAAGAAGCCAUUUGUUGAAAAACCCGUUGACGGAGAGGAUCAUAAUGUCUAUAUUUACUACCCCAGGGCCACUGGUGGUGGUGGUAGAAAAUUAUUUAGGAAGAUCGGUAACAAAUCAUCAGAGUUUGAUCCAGAGUUGGUGUCGCCUAGAACUGACGGUUCAUUUAUUUAUGAAACAUUUAUGGAUACUGAUAAUUUCGAAGAUGUUAAGGCAUACACUGUGGGUCCCAAUUUCUGUCAUGCCGAGACACGUAAAUCCCCAGUUGUUGAUGGGAUUGUUAGAAGAAACACUCAUGGUAAAGAGAUUAGAUACGUGACUGAGUUGAGUAAAGAGGAAAAGAUAAUGGCGAGAUCAGUUAGCGCUGCGUUCAAACAAACAAUUUGUGGAUUUGAUUUAUUACGAGUCAAUGGGAAAUCAUAUGUUAUUGAUGUUAAUGGAUUUUCCUUUGUCAAGGAUAACAAUGAAUACUAUGAUUCAUGUGCUAGUAUCUUGAGAGGCUUGUUCCUUGAGGCUAAAAAGAAUAGAGACUUGUUGAAGAAUAGAGUUCCAAAGAGUUUACAAACGAGUCAAUUUGAAGAGAAAGAACAGAAAUGGGUAUUCAAAGGAAUGGUUAAUGUCAUUAGACAUGCUGAUCGUACUCCAAAGCAAAAAUUCAAGUACUCAUUCAAAUCACCCUUAUUUAUUAGUCUUCUUAAAGGUCAUACUGAAGAAGUCAUCAUCCGUGCUGUUGCUGAUUUGCAAGUGGUUUUAGAAACUGUUAAGAUUGCCGAGGAGAAAAAGCUAGAAGACCCAGCAAAAUUAAAACAGUUACGAAUUGCAUUGGAAAAGAAGAUGAAUUUCCCUGGCACUAAAGUUCAAAUUAAACCAUCAUUGAAUAGCGAGAAUUCCGAAUUGGUUGAUAAGGUACAGCUCAUCCUUAAAUGGGGUGGGGAAGCUACUCAUUCUGCCAAACAUCAAGCUUCGGAUGUUGGUGAACAAAUGAGACAAAAUUUGAAAUUAUUGAAUCGGGAAGCAUUGGAUGAUGUUAAAGUGUAUACAUCAUCUGAAAGGAGAGUCAUCACUAGUGCUCAGUAUUUCACUACUUCACUUCUUGGAUUGACUAAAGAACCUUUGCCUGAUGAUUUUCUUAUUGUUCGUAAAGAUUUACUUGAUGAUUCAAAUGCUGCUAAGGAUUUGAUGGAUAAAGUAAAGAAGAAAUUGAAACCAUUAUUGAGACAAGGUGCUGAAGCACCACCACAAUUCACUUGGCCACCAAAAAUGCCGCAACCUUUUGUUGUUAUCAAACGAGUUUGUGAAUUGAUGAAUUUUUAUCAUCAAAUUAUGAAUUAUAAUUUCGAAACUAAAAACGUUGCUGAAUUCCAACCUAAUUGGUGUUGUGGAGAGGAUCCAUACUUGUUUAAAGAACGUUGGGAUAAAUUAUUUCAAGAAUUCAUCAGUGUUGAAAAAACACAUCCUUCCAAGAUUUCUGAAUUGUAUGAUACGAUGAAAUAUGAUGCGUUACAUAAUCGUCAUUUCUUGCAGAAAAUAUUUGCAUAUGAUCCUCAUGAUGAAGCGUUGUUGGAGAGAUUAAGAGAAACAUGUGGUGAUACCGUUAAUUCAUCAGGAUUGGUUAGUGAAUAUCCAAUUAAUAUCUUGGCCAUGAAUAAUUUUAAACUUCCUGCCGAUAACAAUGGAUCUGCAUCUACUUCACAUAGUAAUUCAAGCACACAAUUGCAUACUUCAAAUACGGCAUCAGCAGGAUCUUUAGGUUGGGUGUUGAGUGGUGCUAAUGUUGGUGCUGGAGAAGGUGGUAGUGCUAAUGCAAAAAACGCUAAAGCUCCAGAAAAUCCAUUUGAUUAUCCUACAUAUGCUAGAUUGAGAGAAUUAUAUCGAUUAUCCAAAGUCUUGUUUGAUUUUAUAUGUCCUCAAGAAUAUGGUAUUAAAGAUGAAGAGAAAUUGGAUAUUGGAUUAUUGACGUCGUUACCAUUGGCGAAACAAAUCUUGUCAGAUAUACAAGAUAUGAAAAAGAAUAUUUCAUCGCCAUCAGUGGUGAACUAUUUUACUAAAGAAAGCCACAUUUACACGUUGCUUAAUGUUAUUUAUGGAUCUCAAUUACCAAUGAAGAUUGCUAGAAAUGCCUUGCCGGAAUUGGAUUACUUAUCACAAAUUGUAUUUGAAUUAUACGAGGCUGAUGAUCCAACUAGUCCAUUGGGUAAAAAACAUUCAAUUAGAAUGUCUCUAAGUCCUGGAUGUCAUACUCAAGAUCCAUUGGAUGUUCAAUUGGAUGAUGAUCAUUACAUUGGAUGUAUUCCUAGAAUCAGUUUGACAAGACAUUUAGAUAUGGAUUUGGUCACUCAGCGAUUGAAAUCGAGAUUUUCAAGAGUUUCAUUACCAAAGAAGUUUACUCCUGUUAAUAUAUCGAGUCCUCUUGUUGGUGGUAUUUAG
Lodderomyces orthopsilosis Co 90-125 is the source of this 3447-nucleotide messenger RNA. It is a transcript of the gene AFL1, whose product is annotated as inositol polyphosphate kinase. The coding region runs from base 1 to 3447 and encodes 1148 amino acids. Gene Ontology annotation, cellular component: cytosol. Gene Ontology annotation, biological process: inositol phosphate biosynthetic process; inositol metabolic process. The record is from RefSeq and is a predicted model, not a curated record. NCBI's taxonomy places the organism in Eukaryota, Fungi, Ascomycota, Pichiomycetes, Serinales, Debaryomycetaceae. Gene Ontology annotation, molecular function: 5-diphosphoinositol pentakisphosphate 1-kinase activity; diphosphoinositol pentakisphosphate kinase activity; inositol hexakisphosphate kinase activity. The transcript has a single exon.